UCCUCUUUGGUGCCUUCAGCCAGGAGGCGGGAGUGACCCGCAACAGCUGACCCGGCAGAGGCACUGCCUCUCCCACAGCCCUCAGGACACACCAUGGGCCCAGAGGCGGGUUUGCAGCACAGCAGCGUCGACGCAGGCGGCGGCCCCGGUGACUCUCAACUGCCUCCCUGACCGCCGCGACCACCGCCCAACACCCCGAAGAGCCGUCGCCAGCAACGGCAGGAGAAUCUAAGGACCCCAAAACCACCUUCGCGAUCGACUCAAGCUACGUCAACAACCAUGGCGGGGGACGGGCGGCGGGCGGAGCCGGGGAGGGAAGGAUGGAGGGAAGGAUGGGGGAUGUACGUCACACCCCGAGCCCCCCUACGGGAAGGAAAGGGCCGGCUCGCCCCUCAAAAUGGCGGCGGCAGUGACGCGCCUGCGUACGGAACUCCUUCGCCGUCGCGCCACGGCCGGCGGGAAGUGAGGUUCUCAGAAGAGCCACCAGAAGUGUACGGCGACUUCAAGCCCCGAGUGGACAAAGAAAAGUCCCCGGCGAGAAGACGAGUCCCGCUAGAAGAGUUCCGGCCUGAUUCUGCGAAAGAGGAAGUGAGGGAAAGCGCCUACUACCUUCGGUCUCGGCAGCGGAGGCAGCCGCGACUCCAGAGAGCCGAGGAGAUGAACACACGAAGGACUACCCGCCUGCAGCAGCAGCAGCAGCAGCAGCAGUCACACCAGCCCCUGCUCCAGCCGUCUCCGGUUACGACCAGGAGAGGGUUACGGGACUCUCAUUCCUCUGAAGAGGAUGAACCAGCUUCACAAACUGUUUUAAGCCAAACAGUCCCAAAGAAAACUAUCCAGAGAACACAAGAAACUCCAGUGGUGAGUGAAGAUCCUGUAAUCAGCCUGUGUAGACCCCCUUUAAGAAGCCUAAGAUCUGAUUCGGCAUACAAAACAAAUGGAAAUACUAAAAUGAGUGAAUUAGAAGCCACCGGUGUCCAACAGAAGGUCAAUUUUUCUGAAGGAGGAGAAACUGAACAGGAUGAUCAAGACAGCUCUGACAGUGAUAUCACUACUCUUAAGGUCAUAUCCGGGGAUUCUCUUGAUUCUGGAGGUAACAUUGCUUUAUAUACGUAUGACUACAUGUAAUCUUGGGAAAAUGAUCAGUUUCAGUACUUCAUAACUCUUGAGAAGCAACCUUCUGUGCUAAGCUCGGGAUAUCAAAAAAAACCUCAGGAAUGGUUUGAACAAACCACAAGAACAAGGGCUAGGAUGCAAAAUGACAGCAGUCAGAAAUCAGAGCUUGGAAACUGGUCUCCAUCAACCUCCAGCCAACAAGUGACUGGACAACCCAAAAGUGCAUCUUUUAUCAAGAUGUGGUGGUGGCUAUCUAUUCUCAUAGUUUCAUUGGCUGUUGGGAGUUUUUUGUUCCCUCGUAAUCCUGAGGUAGAAACCACUGCUGUUCAAGAGUUCCAGAACCAGAUGAGACAACUAAUGACUAAGUAUCAAGGUCAAGAUGAGAAGCUGUGGAAAAGGAGCCUUACAUUCCUGGAAAAACAUCUUAAUAGCUCCCAACCUCGGCCUCAGCCUGCUAUCUUGCUGCUCGCCGCUGCUCGGGAUGCUGAAGAAGUGCUCAGGUGUCUGAGUGAACAAAUUGCUGACGCCUACUCUUCUUUCCGGAGCGUCCGUGCCAUCCGGAUUGAUGGGGCGGGCAAAGCUACUCAAGACAGCGAUAUUGUCAAACAAGAGGUAGAUUGGGAACUGAGCAAUGGAUUCAAGAAUGGCCAGAAUGCUGCUGUGGUACACCGCUUUGAGUCCCUGCCUGCAGGCUCUACUUUGAUCUUCUAUAAAUAUUGUGACCAUGAAAAUGCAGCCUUCAAAGACGUAGCCUUAGUCCUGACUGUCUUGUUGGAGGAAGAGACACUGGGAACCAGUCUAGGCCUAAAGGAAAUUGAAGAAAAAGUGAGAGAUUUCCUCAAAGUCAAGUUCAUCAACUCUGACACACCCAACUCCAGCAAACAUAUGGACCCAGACAAAUUGAGUGGGCUCUGGAGCCGUAUUUCUCACUUGGUCCUGCCUGUCCAACCUGAAAAUGCCCUGAAAAGUGGCAUCUGCUUAUAAAGGGUGACAGACGACAAAAUCAUGUCUCAAGUUCUGAGAAUUUUUCAGACUUUCUAGCCAGAGAUGGGAUUCAGAGCUCUUUUUGAAAGAACUGGUUUCUUUUUAAAGGAAAUUAAGUUCUUAUCUAAACAUAGAACAUCUAAAUCAUUUAUUCAACCUAAGUAUCUGUUACUUGAGAGAAUCCUUUCCCUGUUUCCAUUGAGAUCUGUGUUAAUGAUCUCUGAGGAGUAUAAAUUAUAUGCAGUCCCAUAGAGGAUCUGUUUAGGUUCGGGGUUGAAACAUUAUUGCUAUGGUAUGACCAGACCAGGUUGGGGGGGAUUGGGCUCCUUCCUAUGAAUCCUCUCAAUUUUUUAAGUUAGAUUUUUCACAGAGUUUGCUAUUAGUAAGGCAGCUCUCUAAAUGCAACUGUGGGUUUUCCCAUUUUGUUCUCUUUUACAUCAUUUAGGUGCGAGUUCCUUAGUCAGCUUCCCCUCAUAGGAAUAAGAGUAAUGAAAGGUCACCUGAGUGUGUGUUUGGAUUUUUUUUUUCCUUUGUUUUUGGAGGGCGGGAGAAGGGGGCUAGGGAAAAGAGAAAUUGUGGAAUAAGGAAGGAAAGGGAGAAAAAAAGUCUUCAAGAUGAAAUUUAAAAUAAGCCACUGAGACUUAGGUCACUCAGGCAUAGCCAUAUGAACUCCAUUCUCAGUGAAUUCUGUUGGGGUUUGUUUUUCACAUGUCCUUUUUUUCCUUUAAGAAAUUUUUGGUCCUCCCAAGGAUUUUGAAGCAUGUAUAUUACAAGGUUUAGCAUAUUUGUUCAUUUGACUCUGAAGGGUGUGGUCAAUUCAGAGCAUUUUAUUUUGGACAUAUCCUGAAGCCUUUGUUUUGAAUUCAGAAAAUAUAGUUGCAGGAAUUGGUAAACCAUCAGUCAGCCAGGACUGUCUGUCCUGGACUGUCGAAGAAGGAUUUGGUUUUCUGCGUGCAGUCUUAAGUCCUUUAAUGACACUCUUAUGACAAAUGUAAAGAUUUACUAUGCACGUGAUAAAUUUUAUUAAGAGUGCCUCAAGCCAAAAGGAAAUGAACUUGACCAUAUGUGAAGAAUGUUGAAAUGUACUAUUGUGCAUUCCUGUACUACUGUUGCAUUUCAGGUGUCACUUUGCUUCCGUAACUGAGCUUUCUCAAAAUCUGUCGCCUGCGUUGUUUUCCUUAAAAUCUUAAGAUUCCGGAUCUACCAUGUUUUGUUUUUAAAUGAAAAUACUGUUUUUAGAAUAAGAGAGGCAGUCAUUGGCUUUACAAUUUACCUUUUGAGGAUCCCAUGCCUGGUAGUGGAGUGUGGUCUGGUUUUUUCCAACUAGAACAACCACUGUUCAUAAAUUUAUACCCUUUAUUGAAAUUUGCUCCUGACUGUCACAAGUCAGGCCAUCUGAUUUAUAGAGGAUUCUAAAACAAGAGUUUUUGAAAAGGCUUAUUUUAUACACAUAUAUUAUAUGGAGAAACAAAUGUUUUUAUUAAAUGUUUCGCUGACCAAAAUAAUUUUAAAGAAAUUAAUGUUACUUAUACCUUUCAGGAAAAAAUAAUUGUAGCAGCUGAUCUGUAAAUGACUUUAGAAGCUAUUUUAGUAAUUUAAAUAAAUUUACUUUCUUGAUUUGUA
Messenger RNA from Leptonychotes weddellii (Weddell seal), 3723 nucleotides. The record is from RefSeq and is a predicted model, not a curated record. Lineage: Eukaryota; Metazoa; Chordata; Mammalia; Carnivora; Phocidae.